AUGGCAGAUGUUAGUGGAACCAUCGAGAGCGUGGACUCAAGACCCAGACUACCUGGGGGUGUGAUUCUGGUCCUGCUACUUUACUGCUCUGGAACCUCAGACAAGACAAUGGCAUCCUCCAUCACGUGGGGCCUCCUCCUGCUGGCAGGCCUGUGCAGUCAAGUCCCUGGCGCCAGGCGUCAGUCCAGCCUUGAUAUUUAUCACUACGAUCUCCCACACUUCUCCAGCUUCGCCUUCAGCCUGUACCAUGAACUGGCCCGUCAGUCCAACCACAAAAUCAUCUUCUCCCCAGUGAGCAUCGCUAUAGCCUUUGCGAUGCUCUCCCUGGGAACCAAAGAUGAUACUUACACCCAGAUCCUGAAGGGCAUAGGCUUCAAGUUUAAGAAGGCGCCUAAGGCUGAUAUCCACAAAGGCUUAGGGAGUCUCCUUGAAACCCUUAAGCAGCCAAACAAUCAGUUCCAGCUGACCACCAGCACUAUGCUAAUCAUUGAUAAGAAUCUGAAGCAAAAGCCUGAGUUUUUGUACAAUGUCAAGAAGCUGUACCACUCAAAAGCCCUCUCCAUCAACUUCAGGAACAUCAAAGAGGCCAAGAAAGAGAUCAACCAUCAAAUAAAGAUAAGAACUCAAGGAAUAAUUGUGGAUUUGGUCAAAGAACUUGACAAAGACACGGCUCUUGCUCUGGUGAACUACAUAAUUUUUGAAGGCAAAGGGAAGGAUAAAUUCGAGGCUCAACGCUUCCUAACAGAAGACUUCCAUGUGAACGAGAAGAUCACGGUCAAGGUGCCCGUGAUCAACCACCUGGACAUGUUCCAGUUCCACCUGUACCGAGACAGUUCCCUGCACCAGAGGUUGAGAGCAGAGAACAGGAGGAACUGGUCUAGAACAGGUCAAACAGAUCCUGAGGGCCAGUCAGACCCUGCUCGGGGCCACACCUUGUCCCCAGCGAAAACUAGAGCUGAGCUCCCAGUCCUGGGCAGUCACUCAUUCAUGGAACAGAUGUCACUCAGGACCUGCCACCACGCCCCAUGGUCCUCUGGGAUCCUGGCCCCGGAGGAGUCUCAGUCUGGAGGGUUUGUCAAUUUACAUUUGCCCAAACUGUCCAUUUCUGGAACCUACGAUCUCAAAACUGUCCUAUGCAAACUGGGCAACAAGGUCUUCAGCAACAGGGCUGACCUCUCAGGGAUCACUGAGGAAGUGCCUCUGAAGCUGUCCAAGGCCAUUCAUGAGGCUGUGAUGAGCAUCAAUGAGAAUGGGACAGAACAUGCUGGGGCCACCCUCUCAGAAGAGAGUGCCUGGUCUGAGCAUCUGACCAUCAACUUCAACAUGCCCUUCCUAAUCAUCAUCAAGGAUGAAAACACCAACAUUCCCCUCUUCAUGGGAAAGGUGGUGAAUCCCAUGCAAAAAUAA
Molecule: messenger RNA, 1407 nt
Organism: Eubalaena glacialis (North Atlantic right whale)
Lineage: Eukaryota; Metazoa; Chordata; Mammalia; Artiodactyla; Balaenidae
Product: alpha-1-antitrypsin-like
Biological process (GO): negative regulation of endopeptidase activity
Molecular function (GO): serine-type endopeptidase inhibitor activity
Source: RefSeq, a predicted model, not a curated record